Messenger RNA from Ylistrum balloti, 1040 nucleotides. RefSeq names its product probable thiopurine S-methyltransferase. The transcript has a single exon. The coding region runs from base 165 to 875 and encodes 236 amino acids. Gene Ontology annotation, molecular function: thiopurine S-methyltransferase activity. The record is from RefSeq and is a predicted model, not a curated record. Lineage: Eukaryota; Metazoa; Mollusca; Bivalvia; Pectinida; Pectinidae.
GGUCACCUCUAGAACUCGUAUACGCUGUGGUUAUGGCAGCUUGUGACACGUAGCAAAUGUGUUUGGAACGAUUGGUAUACAAGGAUAUUGCCACUUUCUAACAUUUCAACCAUAAUCAGGUACCAAAACAUUGUUUGAACCAUUUCGAGCAAAAACACUAUAAGAUGGCGGAUUGUACAUAUCGUAGCAAUAUGAUUAGUAUGGAAACCCGCCUGGAUCGUUUCAAGGAUAUGUGGGUUAAGGGUGACACGAAGUGGCACACGAGGGGAGUUAAUCCUUUACUUCUCAAACAUCAACAUAUUCUACUCUCACUCAAGAAACCGAUGAAAGUGUUCGUGCCCCUUUGUGGAAAAGACGACUCCAUGAAAUGGUUGGCUGAGCAGGGACACACUGUGGUCGGCGUCGAUUUUUCUGAUAUUGCUUGCAAAAAUUUCUUUCUAGAUAAUAAUUUGGAAUACAUAAAAGAAGAUAUCCAGAAUUCUCAUGUAAAUGGACACAUCUAUAAAGCGAUUCACGACCAGUUGAAUCUAUCUAUUUAUUAUUGUGAUUAUUUCCAGCUGGUACCUGAACUCCAACACGAUUUUGAUGCCGUUUGGGACAGGGGUGCAUUAAACGCUAUGGAUUCGGUCAAUGUGGCCAGGUAUGCUUCCGUAAUGGUACCUUUGAUGACUGAAGAAUGUGUCAACUUCACGGAAAUUGUACAUGGAUUCCCGGAAGCAAUUUCCAUCGAGACAAUUCGAUCGGCUUUUGGUGAAACAUUCAUCGUAGAAAGCAUCGAUAAAGUUGGACCACACAAUGAACAUUACAAAAAUGUUGGGGCAACGGCUUUUGAACUUUUGUGUGUGAAACGAAAACGACUGACAAACAGCUUGUAAGUCGGUGAAAAUACAAGAAUUGGAUUAAAUGUUGUUGAAGAAUAUACUCCGUAAAACUGAAAAGGGUAACAUUAUUUUGUGUUGCGAUUAAUAUUCAUUUCUCUUGUUAAUCAUUUUAAUGAUGUAUUUACGAAUAAACUGAUUGAACAGUUGCUCUAAAACAUU